GAGCCUGCUAAAAGAAGGCGUUUGGGCGUCGCUCGGCAUGCUGAUGUGGUAAAACGAAAACGAAACCUAACAACACCCGUCGAAGUUGUUUACGAAGUAGCGAUGUUGUUUAGCAUAUUUAGUCCAAAAGCGGGUUGGUGAUGGACAGUAAACAAUAGAUUUCCAAUCUUGCUCUGUUUUUAUUUCAUGUAAUACAAAAUACGCGAGGAGAUCCCAGUGAGGAACUGAAGACUUCACCCCGAGAGGAGGAAAUGUCUGCUGCAAGAAAGGAACUACAGGAGGCUUUGUGCCGCUACAUCACAGAUACCCUCAUCUUCAUCGACUCAGUGAGAGGAUUCUGUGAGAAGAUCUCUAAAUGGAUGCUCAAGAGGGAGACAGAAUUAAACAUGAUGAUGGACAUCAAAAACAGGGUUGACAACAUCGAUUUAAAUGUCAACCAUGUUACCCAGUCACAGGAGAAAGGUAAGGCCUUUUUGGAAUAUAUGAAGAGCAAAGUGACCCAGGUGACUGCAGACAGCAGGCGUGCAGAGCUGGAGGAGGAGCUGGCUGCUGUGUUGAAGGACACUCUGGGAGGCCUGGAGAAGCUCGACUGCUUCCUGGAUGCAGUGGAGAAGCUGGCGGUCACCUCACUUCAUGUGUUCAUGGAGAACCAGGUGUUACAUCUGCCCAAGGGGAUCGCCCUGGAACAUGUUCAGGUUGUCAUCGCUGCUGCGCGACUAAUCUGCCCCCUCCUCCUCGAGUUUAAAAGAGAUGCGCAAGUCUUCUUCCUUCCCAGACUUCAGAAUGUGGAAGUGGUGUCGUAUCAGUUGGACAGAUACAUACAGACCACCCAGAAAAUCUGCACGAAGUUAGAGAAAAGCUCCUUCAGUGACUUUUGCCUGAAGAUGACAACGGAAACUCUGGUUGACCUCGAUGUGGAUUUGCCUGAAGAUGACAUGCAGAGGAUGCUUUAUCACAUUAAUCAGCUUGAUGAAAUCAGGAUGAACCAACACUUCCGGACAGUGUACCUGUUUCAGGAGGAAUCAUGUGGCUUCAUCCGUGAGUUCAGCGAGCGACAGCCCAGGAUGCUUCAGUUUCUGAACGAGCUGGAGGAGAGUGCUGUUCAGCUUGACAGGAUGAAUAAGGGGGCAAAGAUCUCCAGUGUGGCAGGCAGCUCCGUGGGGGCAGUUGGAGGUGUGCUUUCCAUUAUUGGUUUGGCGUUAAUUCCUGUAACAGCAGGAGUGUCUCUAGCUCUGACCAUGACAGGAGUAGGGCUGGGCAUCACCAGCGGAGUCAACAGCGUUGUCACCACAGCCACAGAGGUUGGAGUAAACGUUACACAACAAAAGAAAGCCAGUGAAGUCUUGAAGCUCUUCAUGGAGGAUGUACAGAGUCUCCAGGAUUGUCUGGAGGAGGUGACCAAUAGAGAAACAAGUGAGAUAACUGUGGUUGUGGAAGUAAGUAAGGUGCUUUGUAAAGCUGGUGUCGUUGGAAAAAAUAUUGAUGCAUUAGUUGAUGUUGCCUCUGCUGCUAAGUUGUUGCAAAGUGAAGAGCUGAUUACAGGUGUUGGUAAGGUGGUGGCCCAGGAAGGUAAAGCAUUACGCAAUGUGCCCAGGGUGGCCUCAGACAUCCCAGAUAUUGGUCAGGCAGCAGUCAAAGGGCCUCUUGCUCUCUCCAAGUCAGCCAGGGCAAGUCUCAUUGCAGUCAAUGCUCUUUUCCUUGGCAUGGACAUCUUCUUCAUCUGUAAAGACAGCAUCAGUCUGGCCAAAGGCAGUGAGACUGAAGUCUCACGGUUCAUCAGAGCCAGAGCUGCGCUUUGGAGCUCAGAGAUAGACUCAUGGCAGAGGAUCCAUGACUCGCUGUGUCAGGGCCUGCUGGCAUCAGAGAAAAACGAAGCUAUCCUGGAGACGCCAUUUUAUCCGGAGCUGGACAUGAAGAAACAAAGAGAAGCAGAAAAGGAAGUUGCACUUGAUGAAGUGGAUGAAAAAGUGAAAGAAAAACAGCUUUGUGUUAUGCAGUAGUGCUCAGUGAACAGACUCUCGUACCUUUUGCAGAUUUCAAGACUGAUCGGAUGUCAGAUCCAUUUUAUGUGAAUGAACCAUAUUCAUCUCUGUUGAUAACUCACUGCAUCAAACAUCAUCAGAAUGUAUCUGUUAGCUGUUAGCUAAUUAGAUUCAGUUCUCCUGAUUUUAAGUUAAGUUAAUGAGUACAUUUGUGCAGCAUGUUUCAAAUCAUACUUUUUCUGAUAGGAACUGUAAGUCAAUAAUAAAAUUACUAUGUCAAUUCUA
This is a messenger RNA of Seriola dumerili (greater amberjack), 2267 nucleotides long. RefSeq lists its product as uncharacterized. NCBI's taxonomy places the organism in Eukaryota, Metazoa, Chordata, Actinopteri, Carangiformes, Carangidae. Gene Ontology annotation, biological process: lipid transport; lipoprotein metabolic process. The record is from RefSeq and is a predicted model, not a curated record. The transcript is spliced from 4 exons. Bases 252 to 2000 code for a protein of 582 amino acids. Gene Ontology annotation, molecular function: lipid binding. Gene Ontology annotation, cellular component: extracellular region; membrane.